GUCUCGUCGAUUGCAGAAAUUGACCAAUUUUCAGUCGAAUCUUCGAUUUCUGGCGCCUCAGGAGACGAUAAUCUAGUGGAUGAUUCAAGCCGGACUUCAGAGAACCUGAGGCGGCCUGGUAAUCCCGAAGUUGCCUCAGGAGUGAUCGCCUCUCCGGCCCAAGACCCUGUGGCCUACUGGUCUCGAACGGCUGAAGAGGCGCGUACUCGACUCGCGCGUCUUGAGGCCGAGUCGCGCUGUCUCGAGGCAGGAAGCCUCUAUCCGGUUACGCCUGGAGGAGUUCAUGGGAUUGGCAUUGACAACGCGGCGACUGGCGCACAUGAUGGCCACCUCACCGACGGUACCAGCGCUGCUGCCGGCAGCUUUAGGGGCUUCCUUUCCACGGGCGCCAUUGCCGGUAGACUUGGAGCUUUGAGCACUGGCGGCGUGGUUGAUGGGCUUCUACGCGCUGCUGGAACUGCAGCCAGAACCUCUUCUGUCGUGGGUUUGGGGACAACCGACUCUGGCCUGGCCAAUCGGCUGACGGGGAACUGUCGUCCACUGCUUCGUCAGCCGUGGACCCUAGGAUGGCUGGGGUCCUUCCAGCAGAAUUCCAGCAUGUCGACUCGUCCCGAUACUGAACAUUUGACGGCACUACUUUCAUUGCCUACUGACUCCGGACUCGGACCAGACGCGCCACUGGUCGGCCAAAGAAUGGUACACAAUGAGGCAACGACAAUGAAUGUAAAAACAACAGAAGUACCAGGACAACUUGACUGUACCAUCAGACGAGCAGCUGACACGGCUGUCAUUCCCCCCCUAGUGAGGAUGUCGCCUGGGCAACGAGAUGGUCUUCCGAAGGGGACUCCGGACCUGGUGAACCUCGAUUCGGGCCCCUACAUUGGGACUUAUUUAAAGCCAGAAUUGCUUGUAGUUACGUCGUUGGCUAAUGCUUCUGACGCUCAUGCUAUUUCCAGUAUUGAGAAAGAGAAUGCGAGCGCAACACCGACUGUUAAGCAAGUUGAAGUAGAUAAAUCAGAGGAGGGAAUUGCAAUUUCUGUGACGGCAAGUUUUACUGUAGAUUUUGAUUCAUGCUUUUGCCUUGUCUCUAAUUCAUUCUUGUUCACUUUUAUUAAACUACAUUUCACCUUAUCCUUCUCUGAUGAAUUUGCUGUUUGGCUUUUAGCACUUAUUUUUUUCCGGUUUUAA
Messenger RNA from Protopolystoma xenopodis, 1188 nucleotides. Lineage: Eukaryota; Metazoa; Platyhelminthes; Monogenea; Polystomatidea; Polystomatidae. The record is from the annotation of a GenBank genome assembly.